CGUUUCGCCCCAUAGAAAUCGACAACCCCAUAACGUUUAUGGGUGUGCGGAUUUCUGAAGUUGGAUUUCCCGCCCUCCAUUACACACACAGUCGUGAGGGAUGGGCAGCAGUGGAUGAUAUCUGCACGACUUACUGCAUAUUCAGGAUAGUGCCACAGCUGAUGCGAAGAGUGCUGUGGUUGGUUGGCAGAUUAACUACUAGUCAUUUACCAUCCAGCUCUCGGAGUUAACGGAUGCUGGCAUAACUUCUGUGCUCGGCAUAUAAUCUCGAUAUCAAUUCCGUUGGUCACUGCUCUGAAGAAUGCCGAUAUUCAAAGCAACAAAAUGUCCUUCGGACGAUCUCUCGUUGAGCAACUGUGCCAUUGUAAGUCCCAAGGACUUCACAAAGGAUGUCAAGCAUGUUGUUAUACAUACGGGACCUGGUCGCAAAUACAUAUUCACGAUACGUGUUGACAAUAGCAUAAAGCAAGGAUACGUGGGUUUCAACUUGCCUCAGAGGAAGUGGGCAGUGUUGUCGAUAAAUCAGGAGAUAGAUGUGGAACCCUUUCGCUUUGAAGCGCAGCGACAGUACCUCAGCAGCAUCACGAUAGAGGCUGACUUCCUCCAGAAGAAAAAUACAACCACUGAUCCAUAUGACACAGAGAAAAUGGCCUUGGAAUUUGUUAUGUGCUUCCCAAACAUGGCGUUUACUGUUGGGCAGGAGUUGGCAUUUAGUUUCCGUGACAAGAAAAUGCUCAGUUUGACUAUAAAAGAAGUUGAAGCAAUAGACAUAAAUGCAGUGCAAGCAGGGAUGCCAGCUAAACCUCUGAAGGUAGAGUGUGGUCAGAUAAUGCCCAACACGUUUGUCCUGUUUGAGAAGGCUGAAAACUCUUCAUUAAACCUAAUAGGCAAAGCCAAAGCGAAGAUGCAACACCAGUCAAUAAUCAAUCCAGACUGGGAUUUCCAGAAGAUGGGCAUUGGCGGAUUAGACAACGAGUUCAAUGCUAUCUUUAGGCGUGCUUUUGCAUCACGUGUGUUUCCACCGGAGAUUACUGAGCAGUUAGGCGUUCGACACUGUAAAGGCAUCCUCUUGUUUGGGCCACCUGGUACGGGCAAAACCUUAAUGGCUAGACAGAUUGGGACAAUGCUGAAUGCAAGAGAGCCAAUCAUCGUCAAUGGACCUCAGAUACUGGAUAAGUAUGUUGGUGAAUCAGAAGCCAAUGUUCGCAAGCUGUUUGCUCCUGCAGAGGAGGAAGAAAAGCGGAUGGGACCAAACAGCGGGCUUCACAUAAUCAUACUUGACGAGAUUGAUGCAAUAUGUAAGGCGAGAGGCUCUGUCGCUGGUGCCUCAGGAGUUCAUGACACAGUCGUCAACCAACUGCUGUCAAAGAUAGAUGGAGUUGACCAGUUAAACAACAUACUGGUAAUUGGAAUGACUAACAGAAAAGACAUGAUUGAUGAUGCUCUGUUACGACCUGGCCGAUUGGAGGUGCAGAUGGAAAUAGGUCUGCCUGCUGAGGAUGGACGUGUGCAGAUCUUGAAGAUUCACACAGCAAAGAUGAGGGAAAAUGACAAGCUAGCAGCAGAUGUGGAUCUGUUUGAACUUGCGCAAAUAACCAAGAACUUCAGCGGUGCAGAAAUAGAAGGUCUUGUGCGAGCAGCGACCUCCACAGCACUGAACAGACUAGUCAAGGCAUCAAGUAAAGUAGAGGUUGAUCCCAAUGCUAUAGAAAAAAUCAAGAUCAGCAGAGAAGACUUUCUGAAUGCAUUCCAGAAUGAUAUCAAACCAGCGUUUGGCAUGGCAGAGGAGCAGUUUGAAAGGUAUGUGGCCAAUGGCAUCAUCAACUGGGGUGAGCCAGUCCGUAGCAUCUUGGAAGAUGGAGAUCUUCUUAUCAGCCAGGGGAAAGCUGGAGAGUCAGGAGGUCUUGUCACCGCUUUGCUGGCAGGUCCACCUAACAGUGGCAAGACAGCUCUUGCUGCAAGGAUUGCCAUGAGUUCUGACUUCCCAUUCCUGAAAUUCUGCUCUCCAGAAGAUAUGAUUGGUUUCAUGGAUACUGCUAAGUGUCAAAUGAUUAAGAAGGUUUUUGACGAUGCAUACAGGUCACAAUUGAGUGUUAUCGUCGUAGACAAUGUGGAACGCUUGCUAGAUUAUGGACCUAUUGGACCCAGGUAUUCAAAUUUAGUGCUGCAAGCUCUGCUGGUUCUGCUGAAAAAGGAACCACCAAAGGGCCGGCGGCUGCUGGUGCUUGCUACCACCAGCCGCAAAGAUGUUCUUGGCGAACUGGAAAUGUUGUCAGCAUUCCAGACGGUGUUGCAAGUGUCCAAUAUCUCGACCUCAGAGCAGCUCUUGUCUGUACUAGAGUACCUGGAUGCAUUCAGCUCCAAAGACCUGGACUUUAUUUCCCGAAAGACAGAUAAAAAAAGGAUGUGGAUCGGCAUUAAAAAACUGCUAGGCUUAAUCGACAUGGCCAAACAGACGGAGGAGGCUUACCGUAUACCAAAGUUCCUUAGCAAGUUGGAAGAGGAAGGUGGAUUAGAAAUGUCAUAGGUGACCUUGCUCGUAAAAGCAUCUCUAGGGCUCUAUCUUUAUUUAUAUAUAUAUGGAUGUAUCAUAUGUCAUCUAACCGAAAACAUGAUUGUAUAAGGUAGGGGUGGGACGAUUCAUUGAUAGAUCCAUGUAUAACAAUACAGACCUUGAAGAUACACAUAUCGUUAGGUUUGACUAUUCACAAUACACGUAUCAAAACUCUACUGAAUGAAAUCCAUAUCAUUUAGUAGCGUAGUCUCAUUCAAAAACGAGAAACAUAACAUAAUUCUCAAUUUCAUAGCAGUACAUGUUUUUAUUAAGCACACUGCGUUACUGUUGUGUAAUCGUUCACAUGAUUGGUAAAGUCUCAGAUGAGUGUAUAGUUUUCUAGGUAGUUUCUCCUAAUAGUGUCGCUAUACGUAUCAUAUCGUGAAGGUUGUAUCGUAAUAUAGAUCGUAUCGGGAGCUACUCGUAUCGUCCCACCCCUAGAGUAAGGUGGUGUGUGCAGGGCCGGCUUUGGGAAAUGUUGGGCCCGAAUCAAGUUUCAUGGUGCGUGACCCUUCUCGUUGUCAUUAUUAUUAUAACUGUGCGGCCUGUGCCAUUUUAAAUGUUAAUUUUAGGCAAUUCCAGUUUAGAUAUAAAACAACUUCUUUCAGUUAUAUGAAUUAAAAUUAAACACGUAUUUUACUCUCAAGUUCAAGACUCCGUUAACGUAUGUCAUCUUUUGUGCAAGGCCUCAUGCGGCCGCUUUGCUUGCAUUGUCUGGCGCUGUGUAUGUCGUUUUACAUAAGUUUUAUUGUUUAAAUUUAUUCUCGCUAUUGGGCUUACAAUGAAAGUAAUCUUGUACAUAAUACUGGCAACUUUUGAAAUGGAAAACCCAAUAUGUAACGGAAAUAGUGCAUAAUUUUACUGACACUAAUAGUACAAGCUAAAAUUGCAAAUUCGUAUUCACUUUGAUGGUAAUAACUGAGCAUCUAGUGAACUAGCAUAGUGGAAACAUCAACCCGAUUUUAAGACGGGUGUUUAGUUUUCUGUUUUAUUUCUAUUACUUAUUGAAAUUGAACAGUGAAAUUCGGUAUAUGUAGCAUAAAUUAAACCCAAUUUAACUGAGAAGCCUUCACUUUAUAAUCUCCUCACCUAUAAUUGGUGCUUGAAUUAGUCUGGUUUAAAAAAAAACUAUUUAAAAAUUAUGAUGGUUAUGAAAAUUAAUAAGUUAUUAAAAACCAUUAUUUUGAUUUAAAAAUACAUUGUUCAAAACCAGUUUGUUGGUUUUCUAUCAGCUUAAGUUUCUAACAACAUCAUUUGCAAAUAUUCACAACUUUUCUUGCAUGACAUGUUGGAGACCCGUGUUACUUAUUACCUAGGACAUUACCUACUCAGUGCAUUCCAAUUACCUGUGAUGUCUUGCCACACAGAAGUGCGUGUACGCGUUAUAGCCCUUGUGAUUUGUGUAGCAGGAUUUGGCAAGAAAACGCGGAUGUGUAGCAUAGACUGCUCUAAUACUUAGAUAUAUAUAUAUAUAUAUAUAUAUAUAUAUAUAUAAUAUAUACGUGUAACAUUAGCGUAGAUUCUUGUAUGGGUGCUCUGCAGGCUUUGCUGAAAGUCUCAGUCGUGUGCGGUCAGUAUAAUGUUUGUAAUGCAUGAUGUGGUAAAAACUAUGUUGCACUUUUAACUUUAGCACUGUUUAAAACCGGUUUCUUCUUGUAUUAAAAUUGUAGAUCAAAUUUUCAAAUGAUAGCAGUUCCCAUUAUUUAUGCAUGGCAGUUUUUGUAUAAUUUGUGUUCUUUACAGUUCUGUUGAAAUCCCAUUAACAAUAGAAUGUCUUUUUUAUUAUUUAAAAAAAUAACAUAAGAUUACCGUAAUGUAUGGAUGCAAGAAUUUAUCGUACGAUUAUUUACAUUCUAUACAUGUUUUUGUAUCUUCUCCAAAAUUUGGUGGUAGCUGCCGCUAUAAUUGUGGCCAUCUCCACCCCCAGAGCUAUGGUUCCAGUGUGUGUGUGUUUGUGUGUGUGUGUGUGUGCGUGUGCGUGUGCGUGUGCGUGUGCGUGUGCGUGUGUAGGUGCGUGCGUGCGUGCGUGCGUGCGUGCGUGCGUGCGCGCGUGUGUGCGCGCGCGCGUGUGUGGGUUCGUGCUUGAUCGCAGCUGCAGAGACGACAUUCUAUUAUGUAUGUUCUCCUAUGUGUGGGCGCAUUGUGAAAUGCCUGCUCGUAAAUGCAAUAAAUAUAUCUCGCUCUGUGUGGGUUUACUGUUGUAUGUGUGCUGCGAAUUCAAGCGUAUGCAUAUUUUGCAGAAAUUGUGUAAAAAAAUCUAGCUGUUAUUUACAACAAAUACGAUACAGUCGAUUUUGGCAGUUGUGAAAUUAAAUGAAUAUUACAAACCUAUAAUAAAAUGACAUUAUGAAGAAGUGAUA
This is a messenger RNA of Priapulus caudatus, 4914 nucleotides long. RefSeq names its product vesicle-fusing ATPase 2-like. Gene Ontology annotation, molecular function: ATP hydrolysis activity; ATP binding. Gene Ontology annotation, biological process: Golgi to plasma membrane protein transport; intra-Golgi vesicle-mediated transport; SNARE complex disassembly. The coding region runs from base 302 to 2527 and encodes 741 amino acids. The record is from RefSeq and is a predicted model, not a curated record. Lineage: Eukaryota; Metazoa; Priapulida; Priapulimorpha; Priapulimorphida; Priapulidae. Gene Ontology annotation, cellular component: Golgi stack. The transcript is spliced from 19 exons.